This is a messenger RNA of Drosophila sulfurigaster albostrigata, 9596 nucleotides long. RefSeq names its product cytotoxic granule associated RNA binding protein TIA1. Gene Ontology annotation, molecular function: RNA binding. Bases 897 to 2432 code for a protein of 511 amino acids. NCBI's taxonomy places the organism in Eukaryota, Metazoa, Arthropoda, Insecta, Diptera, Drosophilidae. The record is from RefSeq and is a predicted model, not a curated record. The transcript has 9 exons.
UUCAGUUUGAAUUGUGUCCUCGUAAAGAAAGGAUAUUCGUUACAUUGUUGUUAAGUUGUUAUUAUAAUUUCCAAACAAAAAACCAACAAACUAACAAACCAAAGCAAAAUCAACACAACCAAAAAAAAAAAAAACACUCGCAAAGCAAAAAAGCAAAAACAAAAACAAAAUAAAACACCACGAAAUAAAAACAACUUGAAGGCGGAAAAUUCAAAUAUUAAAAAAGCGAAAAUAAAUAAAUAAAACAAAAGUAUUCCAAACUGACGACGCGUACAAAAAUCCGCAGCAAAGGCGUCUGCGAAAAUAAACAAACAACACGAAAACCACAUGAACUUUUUUUCCAAAACCAAAAAUAAAUAAAUCUUAUUGGUCUGUGAUAAGUGAAGGUAAAGCAAAAUUCAAUAAAAAAAAACAACAACAAACAAAAGCAAAUAAAUAAAAAAAAGUUAGAACAAAAAACCGUAAAAAUAAAUGCGUGCAGCAACCGCAAAGAGAAACUUUUGAAAUUAAUAAAAAUUUGUAGAAAUCAUUUAACGCAUCAAAUGAUUUCCACGUAACAUUGAACAAAGCGCAAACAAACAGCAAAAGCAAAUAAAACAAGAAAAAAGGGAAAACAAACAAAACUACAACAACAGCAAUUAAAAGUGCGGUUUCACACAAAAAAAAAAAACACAAAAAAAAAGGGAAAACAAAAAUUAUUUAGUAAAAUUAUAGCACGAUUUGAUGAUAGACAUCAACUGUGAGGCAGCACUUCAUUAAACAUCAAAGCGAAUUGCGUUUAACCGCAAAACGUGAAACACCAACCGAGCAGCAGCAAUCGAGCAGCAGCAGCAACAACAAAAGCAAAUAUCAGCAAAGAGCAACGCAGAGCACAUUGCAAAGUGCAAAGUGAAAAAAUGUUGGCAAUGCCCACGCUAAUGAUGCCAGCAACAGCACAGAUGACGCUCAGUGGCAAGCCGUAUGAGACCAAAUUGUUGGCCAUCCAUCAGACGCAUUUGCAGCAACCGCAGCAGCAACAACAGCAGCAGCAGCAGCAACAGGCGCCAGCACCGCAGCAGCAACAGCAGCAGCAACAACACCAGGCGAGCGUUAAGCAGCAAUCGCAGCAAUCGUCGCAGCAAAUGUCGAUUAUAACCACGCAGCAACAGCAGCAUCCGCAGUCUCAGUCGCCGCAUCAGCAGCAGCAAUCGCAGCAGCAGGCUGUCGCUGCCGCUGCAGCAGCUGCCGCAGCCGCUGCCCAUCAUCAGCAGCAGCAACAGGCCGCUGUGGCAGCCGCCGUUUGUGCCGCCCAACAGCAGGCGGUUGCUGUGCAACAGCAACAGCAGCAGCAACAAUAUCAAAUCCAUUCGCAGCAACAGUCGCCGCAGCAAGUGCUCAGCGUUUCGCCUAAGCAGGAACAAUUCCACAUCUUUGUCGGCGACUUAAGUUCAGAAAUUGAAACUCAGCAAUUGCGCGAGGCAUUCACACCAUUCGGCGAAAUCUCCGAUUGUCGCGUUGUGCGCGAUCCACAAACCUUGAAGUCGAAGGGUUAUGGAUUUGUGUCCUUCAUCAAGAAAUCGGAAGCUGAGAGCGCCAUUACGGCCAUGAACGGGCAAUGGCUUGGCUCGCGCUCAAUUCGCACGAAUUGGGCUACACGGAAACCGCCGGCGAGUAAAGAGAACAUCAAGCCGUUGACUUUCGAUGAGGUCUACAACCAGAGCAGUCCCUCCAAUUGCACCGUUUAUGUGGGCGGCGUCAACAGCGCCCUCACCGCACUCAGCGAGGAGGUGCUGCAGAAGACAUUUGCUCCCUAUGGCGCGAUACAGGAAAUACGCGUCUUCAAGGACAAAGGAUAUGCAUUUGUGCGCUUCUCUACUAAAGAGGCGGCUACUCAUGCCAUUGUUGGUGUGCACAACACCGAAAUCAAUGCACAGCCCGUAAAGUGCUCGUGGGGCAAGGAGAGCGGCGAUCCAAACAAUUCGCAGACCAUGGCCAGCCAGGCAUUGAACAGCGCCGCCGCUGCCGCUGCCGGUUUUCCAUAUGGCGUGAGUGCUGCGGCAGCUGCUGCCGCUGCCUAUGGCCAGCAGUUGGCUGCCACCGGUUGCUGGUACUCACCGACGCCAACUUAUCCGGCUUCGUCGGCCACCGCGGCCGCUGUCACACCAGCAGCGGCGGCGGCCAGCGCUGCGGCCGUGCAAAAUCAAUUCCUGCAGGGCAUCCAGGGCUAUCACUUUGGACAGUAUGGCGGCUACCAGCAAGGAUAUAUGGGAAUGGGCGUUCAGAUACCAGCCACCUGGCAAGGCGUUACCCAAGCUCAGAUCUCGCCAGCCCAGCAAUUGGCAACGGGCGUGGCAGGCACAGCCAUACCACAGGCUGCCGGCGUUGUUGCCUAUCCGAUACAGCAGUUCCAAGUGAGCCCACAGGUUUAUCCUUUACUUUUGCAGGCACAGUAAACAAGCAAAAACAAAUACCUAUAAAUAUACAAAGAAAUCAAUCGAAAUUUUUAAGUACAGCAGAAGUUCUGAAACAGAAACAAAACCCAAAAGUCAGCUGUAAAUAAAUGCGAAGCGCCGAUAAAAAAACAAAAACAUUUGCAAAUUGACGAGAAGUUCGAUGCGAAGUUUCGACGAGAAUGUUGAGUGCUGCACCCAAAUGCAAAAAAAAAGCAAAAAAACAACAAAAAAACAAAUGCCAAAAAAACAUAGAAUAACCACAGCACACACCACACACAAAACACAUAUUGUUGCAAUUGUUUAUGAUUAAUUAGUGCAUAAACAGUUGUAAGCGGCCCCUUUUGAAUAAGCCGCAAAUGUGAAAAAAAUAUGACAAAACAAAAAGUUAAAUACAAAAAAAAAAAAACUAAAGAACAAAGAAUAUAAAUAAAAUAUUAAAUACAUUUGGUAUCCUAGUUGCUUAUAUCACACACAAAAGUCACACACACACACACACACACACACACAAAAACACGUCCCCACAUUCACAAUCAGACUCGCAAACAUAUGCAUAAAUUCGUGUAAAUUUAUGCUUUAUAUAAAUGUGUUAAGCAUGCUGCGUAUAAAUAGAAUUAUAAUUAAUUGAAGAAUUGAAUGAGAAAAAAAAAUUUCAAUGAAAACAAAGAAAAACACAAAAAAUGACAAACAAGAAUUGCGUACUUAAAUAAAAAGUAAUUUGGUAUACAAAAAAAAAAAAGAAAAAAAAGUGAAAGCCAUAAAUUAAGUAUGCUGUAUUCUGUGCGUUUAUUGUGCAGAACAGAGGCUAUAGAACACUCACACACACACACAUUCAUUUAUAUAUCAACACACACAGAGACAGAUGCAGACAGUAACCUCGGUGUACAUGUGUAUGUUUUAACGUGGAAUUAAAUUAAAAUAAACAUAAUUAAAAAUGCGUUAAAAUUAAUUACGCGCGUGCACACUCACAGUUAAAGACACGCACACAUUCGCACUUAUUUAUACACACACGGACACACAUAUGCUAUAAAUUUGUUUGUGUGUGUAUGUGUGUGUAUGACUGACGCAGACAUUGACGCAAAACGCAGACGUUCCCAGGAGUCCCCUUGACAAAAACGCAAAUACACAUAAAGUCAGACACACACCCACACACACACACACACACUUUUGUAGCAUAUAAUUUAGCAUUGCCUACUUUUAUGCGCAGCUUUUGAUAAACGCUUAGAGCAAGUACAUCACAAUGAUAAUAUACACCUAGCACUAGUGCCUAUUACUAUCGUAGAUCUAGUUGACGACGACGCCGCCACGUCUGAAGACCCUCACACAUACACACACACAACGACACACUCACACAUACAACUGCCAAGCCAUAUGGUGUACUCGACAUUUCCUGCUAUCAUUUUCCUAUAACUAAAACGCAACUAAAUGUUACAAAUACUCAAAGUACUUUAUUUUGUGAUUGCUCAGUAAUUGAAAGACAUGUUCCUACAAACGUCUACACACACACUCACACACACCACACAUAGACACACACACACAAAUAGCAACAAUAGCACUCGCAGCUAAUAGUAUCUGAGAAGAAAAAAAAAACAAAAACAAAGUAUAAGAAAAUGUUUACAACUGAAAUAAGAAACAAGCAAAAAUUCAAAGUCCAAUGCAAUCCAGCCACAAAAAAAAGCUUAACUCAAACUCCUAUAUAAUCGAUAACCGAUAACCGUUAAUCGAAACCGAUACUCGAUACUCGAAUGGCAUCAAGCUUUAGUUUUUAAUCUGUCUCACAGGCUUUGUAAUAAUAAUAGCAGCAAGAUCCAAACUUGACACACUUGAUAUAUAAUAUAAUAUUUGUUAUUCUUCUUAGUUUUGCAAUUAUUUUCGAUUAUGCUUAUGAUUUCAUUCUUUUACAAAUUCAAUUUCCAAUGAAAUUCAAUUAAAUCCUCUGUACAAAGCAACAUUACAAAAAAAUUUCCACAUAAAUAUUAAAAAAAAAAAUUCUCAUUUUUGAAUAUUUUUCUACCUGUCUAAAACGUAUAAAACGUAUUUUGUAUAUGUUUUUAUUUCAGUUGCCAGAAGAUGAAUGGUUAGCUGCAAAUUUAUUGUGUUAGAAAACAAAUAUAAAACAGACAAAAACAAUGCCGAUUUAAUGCAAGGAAAUAUGUGUGUUCCACAAGUCUUUUCGAUCUGACGAUUUGCUAAAACUUCAAAAUACAAAAAAUAGCACCUAUUGUCCUUGCAGAGUCUUUCAGUUUCAGUCUACCUCGUUGUCAAUUGUAGACUCUACACAAAUUGCUAAAUUGUAAAAGGUUUGUGGAACAGAGUUUAGCUAACACUAGUGAGAAUAAAUGCCCAAUUACACACACACAUAACGUACGUACAUACAGAUAUAUACUCGUGUGUAUAGAUAUUAUAUAUAUACUAAUAAAUAUAACAAUCAAAAUAUGCCAUCGAAUGAUAUUAUAUGAUAUUAGCCAUAAUCAUAAACACACACACACAUAAAUACCAGUUUAAUCGUGUAAUCGAAAUGGAAAUCCAAAGAUAUAUAAUUUUAACAAGAACAGAGAGCACUCCAUAAACACUGAUUCGGAAAAUACAAAGAAAUAUACCAGAAAAAUACCACAAAAUACCAUAAACAUGCCAGACAAAUACCCAACACACUCAAUCAUAUGCAUAUAGAGUAUAUAUAAAUGUGAAUAUAGAGAAUAAAAAGGUUAUAGAGUGCGAUCUAGCAUGGCUUAAAUAGGCUUCACCAGCUGAAAGGAAUAGAGAGACACACACACAAACACACAGGCAUACAAAACAGAACUAGAAAGUGAAUUAGAUAUACCUAACAUAUAUAUAUGUUUAAUGGUUUAUGUAGUUGGUAUUCAAAACAGAAAGAACAUGCUUAUAUAACAUACAUACAUCAAUACAUAUAGCUAUACAUAUUUUAGAACUAGACAGACAUACAUAUACAUACAUAAACAUAGCAUACAUAUGUGUGUGUGUGUGUAUAUAUCAGCAAAACAUAUAAAUAUAUAUACAGACACACAUACACACACAAAAACGAGCAAUCAAAUAUAGCUGCGGCACAUAGUAUAUAAUAUUUAUAUAGAUAUGUGUUUAUACAUGCAAUAUAUGUGGCAUACAUACAUAUAUAUAUUCAUGAAUAUGUAGGAGUAUGUCUUGGUUGACAAAUUACAACAAGAACAACAACAACAACAGCAACAAAAAAUGUUCAAAAUGAAAACCAAUUAAAAUGAUAAAAAAACAGGCAAAUAACAUGUAAUAGCUCGCAUGUUGUAUGGUUUAUGUAGAUGAUGUACGUAUCGAGCAAUUAAACUUGAUAUCAUUUCACUUUGGACAUUUGUGUUUGAUGGGACAACAGCAAGGGAAGAGGAGAAGAGAGGAAAGUUUCAUGAUUUGCAUAUGGCGCGUUUUAUCUGUAUUUUUAUGAUUUUACUUUUGACCAUUUUAUUUUGUGAUUUUUAUAUUGUUAACAACAUUUUUAUGGACACAGAGAAUAGUUGAAUUUUUAUAUAUGAAUGGGCGGGAUGUGCAAUGCAAUUUCCAUUGGGGGAAUGCAUAACUAACUAAAGUUGUGCACCAAGUUGUCCCCAUGGAAGACACAAAGACAGAACAGACAGACAGACAGGCAUACAUAUGACAUAGAUGUGUAGCUGUAAGUAACUAGCGAGUUGUAAUGUAAACUUAAGAUGUUUUUAGCACUAGAAACUAACACGUAGUUGGACUAUAUGAGAGGCAUUGCAUGUUUAAACCAAAAACCAAAAAAAAAAAAAAAAAGAUAAGAGAAGAGACAGCAAACGACUUAGAUGUAGAUGUGAUUUUAAAGAAAAGAAAAAAAAAACAGAGCAAAACCUUGGAUCGAUUUAGAGAGAUUGAAGCUGAUGCGAUUAUUGCAGUUUUUCUGUUUGUUAUUUUGUUUAUAAAAAAACGAAAAUUAAGGAAAACUAGUCAAAAAUGAAAAUGCACAAGCAAAACCAAAAAAAAAAACUAAACAAUUUUUUGUUACAUAAACAAAAAACAAAAAAAAUACUUAGGCAGAUAAAAAUUUAAAACUUUGUUGACCAAUCCAUGAGAAAAAGAGUUAAUGAAAUUUGGCUAUAAGAAAAAUACAGCACAUUUAUAAAACAAAAGCAAACUUUAUAUAUUAAAUAAAACAAAAGAUAAGGAACAAGUGGAAAAAACAACAACAUGAAUAAUACUCAGAAAAAUUAUAAAUUAUACACAAAAUAUUAUUGGUUUGUUUGUUAAUGUUUGCGCAACAUAUCAGUAAAGAGUUAAACGAAAUAGUUUCCAUAUAGAUGAAGCUAACCAAACAAGUUGGAAACUUAAUCGAGUAAACAAAAACCAAAAUAAAAAAAUACUCUAAAAUAUUAAGAUAUAGUAAAAGUAAUAAAUAUAUAUAUACACAUAUAUAUAUAUGAAGAAAAAAGAGAAAAAAACGAAAAAAAAAGUAUUAAUGUUGUGCAACUAAUGAAUGUGCUAAGACAUUUAUAUACGUCUACAUACAUAUAUACAAGAUAUUUAUAUAUAUACAGUACGAGUAACUGAAGAGCAUAGAACAUAUUUAUAGGCGUCUAUACAGAAGAUAACUGAAGUCAGAACAGGUAAAUGGGGUUUAUUGUAUUACGAAGUACUCCAGUAAUCCAUCAUUAUGAUUUCGUAGGCUCAUCAUUAUUAUGUUACAUUCUCGCAGAACAAAACAGUAAAAAACAAGUUAAGAAAAGUACAGAACAGUGCAGAAAAGAAAAUAGAAUCAUAGCUCAAUUGAAAUGUUUUAUAAGCUCAUCAUUUGUUGAUACUAUCUAUAACUAAAAUAAACUAAAACUAACUAAACUAUCCUAUAUUCGAUAUAUAAUUUGAACUCAUUUGAAUUGGAUCGUGUGUUGACGAGGAAUUUGAAAUGAAUUAUAAAACAAAGAAGAAGAAAAACACAAUUGUAGUUGAUAAUUAGAAGCUGCAAUUACAAAUUAGUCAAUUUGGGGUGUAAUUAUUGAGAUUCGCUGAAACUGGAGCAGUUAGCAAAAUUUUAUGAGAAAAAACUACACUCAUCACACAUACAUACACACUCACACACACACAAACAAACAGCACGAGAUGAAGGAGAAAGAUUGUAAAACGUAAUUAGGGCAUGUAGCAUAAAUUAAAUGAAAUUGAAAAUCAAAUGAAAUUAACAUACAAACAACAAAAGCGAAACAAAACUUCAAAUCAAUCAAAUAAAAGUAUUAUUUAAGCAACAAUACAAUACGAGUAUAAAUAAUAAAUAUAUAUAAAUAACAACGUACAUAAAUAUACACACAACAUAUAUUUACAUAAACCAACAAAACAAUACCAAAAGGAAAAUAACAAAAAUGAAAAGUCAGGCCGUUUAUUUGUUAUCUAACAAUACAAGUGAAUGAAUGUUACGUAAUUAACAAUCGACAUACAAAAAAAAUUCUAUAAUUCUGAUUUCAUUGUUUAACAACCAAACAACAACAACAACAGAAAUGGAGCCACUUGACAGUCAGAAGAGAAUUCAUCAUUAGUUGUCGUGUCUUGUGUGCUUAGAUAUACAAACAAAACAAAGGAAAACAAAACAAAAAAAAACAUAUGGGAUACAUUAUUUAUAUAAAACAAGCAAGCAAAAUAUUUAAAGUUAAAACUAGCAAACUAAAUGUAAUAGCAACGUAAGUAAGUAAAGCUAGAGGUCCCCCUAUAUAUAAAAUAUGGUAAAAAGUAAAAACGUAAAGAAGUAAAUCAAAAAUCCAAAAUGGCACUCGAAGUACUCGUAUUCGUGCGAUCCAGAAUAUUUUUUUGUGCAAUAAUCCGGAUGGGCAUAAGCAUUUUAUGCAUUUAAAAAUCAUAAUAAGAUUGUAGAAGAAAUCAAAACGAUGAGCAAACAACCAAAAGCUGCUAAUAAAACUAAACACACAACAAAACAAACAAAAGACAGUUACACAGCAAAUGAAAACAAACAAACAAAGGUUUGAAUGGCAUCAAACUGAAGACGCAGCUAUGAACUGUGCAAACUCACACACACACAAACACAUAUACACAGACAGAUACACAUACAUGAGUUAGUAUAUAGAUAUCGACUAAAAAGCGUAUGAAUAUGUGUAGAAUAUAUAAAUAUAUAUAUAUAUACUAUAUGCGUAUCUGUAUAAACACAUAAAAUAUGUUAAGUGAAUAGCAAAUAAAAUAAACAAAGUAUAGAUAUCGACUGCAGUAUUGCAAAUAUUUUGUAGAAAUUUAAGAAUGUUUAAGUGUGUGUUUAGCAAAAAGAAGGACUAGAGAACGCACACACACACAUGCACACCCAUACACACACAUAAAUGACAACAAAGUCACACAAAGAUACACGAAAAAAACAGAGUCGAAAUAUCAGGCAAAUAUAGAAACAUGAAAACAGAAAUCACAGGCAUAAGCGAUGUUUUAAAAAAGAAAAAAAAUAUAUAUAUACAUUAUAUAUAUACGAUAUGGCAUACUCACACAACUACACACACACAUAUACACGAUCACAAAUGAAAUCACAUGUGAAACAACAUAACGAAUAUUAAAAGGUUAAUCAAAUUAAGCAUGGCAAAAACCCAGCAAAAGGAAACAAAAAGAAAAUAUUUAUAGUUAAAAAACGAAAUACAAAAAAAUGACAAAAAAAAAACACACAGAAUUUGGUCGCGUGUUUUGUAUACCAAACGCGCCAAAAAAAAAACAACAACAAAAAACAGAAACCCAAAACAAAGCAAAAAGCAAGCAAAAAUAUUAUACAAAAUUAUAUACAAAAAAACAAAAAGAUGACAAAAAAACGUAUAAAAAAUACAAAAAUUAUAAAAUAUUUGUGCAGGCUACUAAAUAUGAGAGGUUCGAAUAUAUAGUUAUGAACAAGGCCAGCACAGAACCUAGAGAUAAUCGAACAAAAAAAUACAAAAAUAAAAAAAAUAGAUGAGAUGAGUAAGCGAGCAGGAGAAGAGUUUCCAGCGCGAUGAAUUAUGAAAAUACUUAUACAAAGCUAAAUAGAACAAAGCAAAAUGAAACGAGAACAAAUGAACAACAAUUGCAACAUAUAAAUGAUGAACAUAAGUAAAACGUAAAUAUAAUAAAUAUAUAAAUACAAAUAAACAGAAAAGGAAACAUAAAGGUAAAAAUUAACGGAUAAAAAAACGAAAACCAAAAAAAAAAAACAAAAAACAAAAA